Messenger RNA from Periophthalmus magnuspinnatus, 1618 nucleotides. Its product is annotated as integumentary mucin C.1-like. The transcript has 7 exons. The record is from RefSeq and is a predicted model, not a curated record. NCBI's taxonomy places the organism in Eukaryota, Metazoa, Chordata, Actinopteri, Gobiiformes, Gobiidae. The coding region runs from base 1 to 1491 and encodes 496 amino acids.
AUGAGCCGGAGGCCAGGACGAGACCAGGAGGCAAAGACAGAGCAGACUGUACCGGAGCAGGAGCGCGGGGUCAGGAGCAGAGCCGGAGACCAGGAGCUGGAACAGACGGCAGAACCAGAACCUGGGAGGCAGCAAGAAUCCAAUGAGCAUCAAAAGGGCAAACCUGAAAAGGCCUGUGCGAGUGAGACGGACACAAACUGGGGUCAGUUACAAAAGUUCUGUCUGGACGAAUGGGACCAAACUCCUGCAACUAUUAAACCAGGCUCAGAACAGUUAAAGAGACAGCGCCAGGACUCAGCUCCAAGACUCAGCUCCAAGACUCAGCUCCAAGACUCAGCUCCAAGACUCAGCUCCAAGACUCAGCUCCAAGACUCAGCUCCAAGACUCAGCUCCAAGACUCAGCUCCAAGACUCAGCUCAAAGUUCAGCUCUUUACAUCAUCCUUCACUCCUCUGAAAUGAAGCCACAGAUGAAGACCCUAAACCUCCUCUUGUCUCUGGCCCUGUCUCUGGUUCUAUGUGUCCACACAGUUUCUGGGAUAAACUGCAGAGUGUGUUCAAACGCAGAUUGUUCUUCGCUGCAGUCGACCUCGUGUGAAACUAAUGAAAUCUGCAUCUCAGCGAACUUGGAGGUGACAUCUGGUAACAGCACCACAACGAGGAUCUACAAAGGCUGCGUCGACCCCAACCUGUGCUCAGGCACCACCACCAAACAGUUUUCAGUGAACAUUGGAACAGGGAAUGUUUUGGGACGAGCUGAAUGCUGCACCACGAACAACUGCAACGCUGCCGAUGCCGCUGCACCGACAAACCCUGGUGUUGGAAAUCUGACAUGCAACACCUGUGACCCUUCUACCAACGUCUGUGAGACACCUCUGAUGUGCAACAGUUUGCAGACCAGCUGCAUCCAGAUCACAGUGACACCGUCAGGCUCCAACUCCUCCACAUCCGCCCUCGGGUGUUCGUCCUCUGACCUGUGUAACUCAAACUUGACGACUCUCAGCCCGCUGCUCUCGAGAUUUGGGACGCUCAACACAGCGCCCACCUGCUGUGAAGCGAACAACUGCAACGUCCCCCUCACCACCGUAGCCCCCAACACCACUACAGCGGCUCCAACUACUACUACUACUACAAUGGCUCCAACUACUACUACUACUACAAUGGCUCCAACUACUACUACUACUACUACAAUGGCUCCAACUACUACUACUACUACAAUGGCUCCAACUACUACUACUACUACAAUGGCUCCAACUACUACUACUACUACAAUGGCUCCAACUACUACUACUACUACUACAAUGGCUCCAACUACUACUACUACUACAAUGGCUCCAACUACUACUACUACUACUACUACUACAGCAACUACAACUACUACACUUGCUGCCGGUGCGACUGGUGCGACUUCCACUGUGUCGUCCGCUGUUUCUCUGACGAGGAUGACUUUACUUUCUUCUGUUUUUGGCCUGAUUCUUUGUGUUCUGUUUUGAAAUGUUUUAAUAAAUAAAAAUAAUGUAUGAAGUUCAAGGCUUAUGCAAAUUGAAGGAAAGUUAUUUUUAGUGAAAUUUAUUUAUUUUUGUCAUGUGUAUAUAAAAUAUUUAAUAAAUUCAAUGAAAA